AUGGCAGCGAUAUCCCAAGUAAAAUGGAUAUUUCACGAAGAAGGAGAGGAGGAAUUACAACUCUCUGCAGCAAUUGAGUUAGAGGCUGGGGGCAACUCCGCCGGUUCCUAUGGACCGCUGAACUUUUCCGCAGAGAUUAAAGCGGAAACCGGCAUAAGCUGGAUGAAGACAGUUAAGACACAAUAUGCCCAUGAUACUACAAUCGAUGAGACAAAACUCUAUGUUCCGAUUCCUAUAAGAGCAAAGCUGAUGAGCGAUGUCAUUUCUGCCUACAAUACCUCUUUUGCUUUGUUCUUGGGUGCCUGGGGAGUGACCGUGAACACGGGGGGUGUUGCAUCAGACGAUUAUAGGCUUGAUAGGCAUCAGGAUCAGAUAAACAACGGAAUCUCAAAAAAGUGA
This is a messenger RNA of Aspergillus alliaceus, 399 nucleotides long. RefSeq lists its product as uncharacterized. Bases 1 to 399 code for a protein of 132 amino acids. Lineage: Eukaryota; Fungi; Ascomycota; Eurotiomycetes; Eurotiales; Aspergillaceae. The transcript has a single exon. The record is from RefSeq and is a predicted model, not a curated record.